AUGACAAUUGCAGCGACUGCCCCGCCGCUCAAUGGCGAGGUGGCGCCUCGUUCGCUCCGCACAAGUCCGCGCAAGAGGGCCCAGUCUCCGACCCGCGCAGACGCAUCAGCCAGUACAAGCACGCCGGCACAGCCCAAGCAGAAGAAGCCGCGUGCUCAGCCCGUAGACGAGUCCGAGCUCGAAUGUGCGGCGUGUCCGGCGCCGGGAGAGCCUGCACCCACGCCGGGCAAGGACGCCGCCUCGGACCGCGAGACGUGGAUCUGCUGCACGCAGUGCAAGACCUGGUUCCACUGCAUCUGCAUCGGCCUCGAGAAUCCGGACGACUACAGCAAGUGGUACUGCCAGCCGUGCAUCACUCGGUCCCAGCAGGCGUUCAACUCGGGCACCAGCACCUCCCGCCCACCCCUUGCCAACGUCGCGCGCCCGCCGCGCCGCAAGUCGCAUCGCGCCAAGCUCGAGGUCGACUAUGCUGCAAUCCAGGACGGCAUCCCUGCCGACCCGCUGGGUAGAUGGCGCAACUUUCUCGACACCUACGACUUUGAACCCGACCGCUUCCCGCGCAUGCAGGGUCACGAGUGGACGCUCGACUGGCUCUUGCAUGACGAGCAUGCCUUGCGACAACCGGUGCUCGUUCCAGCAUCCGAAACUCCCGCCUCCACGCCGGUCAAGCGCGAGAAUGACGAUGCAAAGGGCAAGAAAAAGGGCGGCGCACGGCUGGUGCCCAGGCCCACCUCGAUUCCCGGCAUGGUGGUGCCGCCUGCGGAAAUGACAAUUGGCGACAUUGCGGAUCUGAUCGGGCACGAUACGCCGGUCGAGGUGAUUGACGUUGCGUCGCAGUCGUCGAGCAAAGCGUCCUGGACCAUCUCGGAGUGGGCCGAGUACUUUGCGAUGCCCAAGCACAAAAAGAAGAAGACGCUCAACGUUAUCUCGCUCGAAGUGACGGGAACACCUUUGCAGGCGUACGUCGAGGCGCCGCAGCUCGUGCGCGACCUGGACUGGGUUACGCGCGACUGGCCCAGCGAGCGGCGCGAUGCGACGUGUGCAGACAACAGCUGGCCCAAAGUCCAGCGCUACGUGCUCAUGGGUGUCGAGGGCGCCUAUUCGGACUGGCACAUUGACUUUGCCGGCAGCAGCGUCUACUACCACGUCAUCUGGGGUCAAAAGACGUUCCUGUUUGCGCCGCCCACGCCGCGCAAUCUGGCGGCGUACAAGUCGUGGUGCAGCAGCACGCGGCAGGACUUUGACUGGCUCGGCGACCAUCUGCACGGCCUCACGCGCGUCGACAUUCGGCCGGGCGAGACCAUGCUCAUCCCCUCCGGAUGGCUCCACUGCGUCUACACGCCCCAGAACACGCUCGUCGUCGGCGGCAACUUUCUCACCGACUGGAACGUCGCCACCCAGUGGAAACUCGUUGGCAUCGAAGACGCAACCAAGGUUCCCAAGAAGUUUCGCUUCCCGCAUCUCAAGCGGCUUAGCUGGUACGUCGCCUCGGGCUGGAACCGGCGGCUCUCGGGCAUGGACCGCGACGAGACGGAUGAGGACAGGGAGCGAAUACUGUCCUCGGCCCAAGUGGAAGCGUUGGUGGAUGUGGUGCCUCCGAAAAAGGUGCUCGAGGGGAUCGAGCUGGUGUGCCAGUCGCUAGCCGAUGAUCUCGAGCUGAUGCAGGACGAGUUCAUCCUGGAGAGCGGCGACGAGCGUGCGGUCAAGCAGCAAAAGGCGGCGCGCGAGGCGGUACCCACGCAUCACGUGGGCAGCCUAGCCAAGGCAGAAGCCAUGCUGGGCGAGCUCAAGGAGAGGCUAGAGCGCGCAAUGCGUGUUGCAGAUCAAGUUGACGCUGCCCGACAAGGCUUGGCGUCCAAAGCCCGUCAAAACGGCAAUAGAGCGGCGUCCCCCAGGAAAGCGCGUCGAUAG
Molecule: messenger RNA, 1911 nt
Organism: Moesziomyces aphidis
Lineage: Eukaryota; Fungi; Basidiomycota; Ustilaginomycetes; Ustilaginales; Ustilaginaceae
Source: the annotation of a GenBank genome assembly